AUGGACAGUACAUUGCACAGUCUUUUGGGUAUAAAUCGAUUUCUUCUGGAGCGGUUAGGACAGUGGCCGCACCAAAGUGAACUUAACAAAAUAUGCAGCUUCAUAAGCGCUGUUUUUUUUCUUUUUACUCAAGUUCUCUUUCAGGUAUUUUAUAAAUUUUUUCGGAUUACCGGCGGGAUGAUUGCUGCUUCGUGUGACAUGCCAGUAUUUUUGGAAUCGAUACCACCAGUUUUAGUGAGCUUUGUGUGUCUUAUUAAAUUCACUAAUUUUAUUAUCAACGCUGAAAAGAUGAAGAAGCUUCUUAAUACUAUGGAUUAUGAUUGGAAGACAAUUAAUGAUCCAGAAGAAAAAAGAAUUUUACAUUUUUGGGCGACAAGAAGCAGAAAAUAUAGUGCAGUUUGUGGAUCGAUGGUCCCCUUCAUGCUGAGCCCAGUAGUGCCAAUGAUAAUCAGACUUUUUCCCGAAGAAUUGAUAUCUCCGAACAACAGCAUCGCGUUGAUAAGACCAUUGAUGUUCCGCGUAGACUAUUUUCUCAACAUAGAUAAAUACUAUCAUUUAAUAGUUUUUCACUCGAUAUUCGGUACACUGGCCUAUAUCACCGUAGCCGCUGGCAUAGACUCGAUGUUUUUGGUUUAUGUGCAGCACGCGUGCGCAAUGUUCCACAUUAUCGGUUUUCCACACAGACAUCGAGUAAGCCAUCUGUCGGACGACGACAACAUUGAUAUUGACUUCAAGCCUCACAUAUUGAAUGACAAACCUUACCAACAGAUGGUCAAGUGUAUCAUUGAGCACAGUAAGACUCUUGAAUUCUCACAAACGAUCGAAUCAGCAAACACAAUGUCAUUUUUUCUCCAAUUGGGAAUGAAUAUGAUCACUAUCAGCUUCACUGGAUUUCAAGUUGUAUCAACAUUGGAUGAGCCAGGAAUAGCUUUCAGGAAUGCAGGGUUCUCAAUUACGCAAACGUCAAUUCUUUUUUUCGUCAGUUGGCCGUCACAAAGAUUAGCGGAUGAAAGUGUCAAAGCAUGUCUGGCUACAACAAGAGCUGCUUGGUACUUGACUUCGAGUAAAACACGACAGUUGCUUCAAUUAUUUAUCAUGAGAAGUGCAGUUCCUUGUCAAUUGACGGCCGGAAAAUUUUAUCUUUUGAACAUGCAAAAUUUCAGCGCAGUCGUUAAAACAUCUGUUUCGUAUAUGAUGAUCCUUCUUUCCACGCAG
This is a messenger RNA of Cotesia congregata, 1215 nucleotides long. NCBI's taxonomy places the organism in Eukaryota, Metazoa, Arthropoda, Insecta, Hymenoptera, Braconidae. The record is from the annotation of a GenBank genome assembly.